Molecule: messenger RNA, 3608 nt
Organism: Eurytemora carolleeae
Lineage: Eukaryota; Metazoa; Arthropoda; Copepoda; Calanoida; Temoridae
Product: dual specificity tyrosine-phosphorylation-regulated kinase 2
Biological process (GO): peptidyl-threonine phosphorylation; peptidyl-serine phosphorylation
Cellular component (GO): nucleus
Molecular function (GO): protein serine/threonine/tyrosine kinase activity; ATP binding; protein serine/threonine kinase activity
Source: RefSeq, a predicted model, not a curated record
CUUCCAAUCCACCCGGCCGUUCAUAUAGGAUAGUGAGACAGUGAUAUAGUGACCCACAUGACCCAAUAUGUCUUGUUUUUUUGUUAUGUAGGCGUGGCCGAAUCUCCCGCCUACCCUACCAACCCCAGUUGGAAUGAGUCAGGGAGGAUCCCUACUGGAGAUGCCCCUGUCUCGAACUAGGAGUUUACUAUCUACCAGUUCUGAUACUGCUUACCUCCCAACUAUACAGGAUUCUCAUCUGCCGCCGUUAAAAUCUAAACUGUUCUCGGGUUCAAGCAUAAUCCUGGAUAAUAGUGACGCCAUGUCGGUCAACGGCAGCAUCGUUAGUAACGGCAGUUCAACGAACAUCUCGUCAAACGGUCUCAAUUCCAAUUUGUCGAACGGACACUCUAACGGAGUUCAUAUUAACGGUAUGUCUACGUUACCGUUGAUGAGACCAACGACAAGUGAAAGUACGAGAACCUCAGGGAUAGAAAGCCCAAAGACAGACUCACCACAGCUUAACGGCUCGACAACCUCAUUGAAACCGAAGACGAUGGUGGCAUCACCCGACCAGGUGAUGAAGCUGUACAUGAACAAGUUGACACCCUACGAACAUCACGAGAUCUUUAACUAUCCUCAAAUAUACUUUAUCGGCGCUAACGCCAAAAAACGGCCGGGGAUAAUCGGCGGACCAAACAAUUGUGGAUACGACGACGAUCAGGGAUCCUACACACACAUACCCCACGAUCAUAUUGCCUACAGAUACGAGAUCCUCAAAGUGAUCGGCAAAGGAUCGUUCGGACAAGUUCUUAAAGUUUACGAUCACAAAACACAUCAACACGUAGCACUUAAAAUGGUGAGAAAUGAGAAGAGGUUCCACCGCCAGGCCCAAGAAGAGAUCAGAAUCCUGGACCAUCUCAAGAAACAAGACAAGGACAACACCUGUAAUAUCAUUCAUAUGUUCGAUAACUUUAACUUCAGAUCCCACACGUGUAUAACCUUCGAGCUUCUCUCUAUAAACCUCUACGAACUAAUUAAAAAGAACAAAUUCCAAGGAUUCAGUUUGCAACUUGUAAGAAAAUUCGCACACAGCCUUCUGCAGUGUCUAGAUACUCUGUUCAGGAAUAAAAUUAUUCACUGUGAUAUGAAGCCUGAGAACGUAUUGCUGAAACAGCAGGGUAGAUCUGGGAUUAAGGUGAUAGAUUUUGGAUCAAGUUGUUACGAGCACCAGCGAGUUUACACCUAUAUCCAGAGUAGGUUCUACAGAGCCCCUGAAGUUAUCUUGGGGGCUAAAUACGGGAUGCCCAUUGAUAUGUGGUCAUUAGGUUGUAUACUUUGUGAGCUGUUGACAGGGUACCCUUUACUGCCUGGAGAAGAUGAAGGGGAUCAGUUGUCGUGUAUAAUAGAGCUCCUGGGCAUGCCUCCGCAGAAGCUUCUAGACCAAUCAAAACGGGCAAAAAAUUUUAUCUCAUCAAAAGGAUAUCCCCGCUACUGCACCGCCUCGAGUUUAGCGGACGGAACAACGGUGUUGAACGGCGGUAGAUCCCGCCGAGGAAAACCAAGAGGACCGCCGGGCUCUAGGGAGCUUCAAACAGCCCUUAAGGGCUGCGACGAUCAACUCUUCCUUGACUUUAUCCGCCGUUGCCUAGAGUGGGAUCCCACCACGAGAAUGACGCCAACGGCGGCGUUGCGUCACGCCUGGUUACGCCGGCGGUUGCCCAGACCUCCCCUGGAGACUGGAGAAAGUCCAUCUGGAACUCUCCGCACCACGAACUCCAGUAGCUCGAGAAACUCCAGCAAGAUGAACACUAUCGCUGGUUCAGCCAAGAUCAGGGUCAACGAGGAUGGAGGACCAAACACUAUUCAUAGCAGGCAUCAGACAACUAAACUACCCCAGAUUCCGAAUAGUAUUGCGUAGACAGCUGGGGGAUGUUAUCAGGUUCUCUCAUUUAGAUUAGACAGCUAGACAUCACAGUAACACAGCGAGAAGACAGCGAGAAUAAUGUCAACAGCUGAAAAUACACAGUUUUGCGCAUUACAAUGUAUAUGUGCACUAUGUACUAUCUAUAUCUCCUUUCAUUUUGCGUCGGGAAAAAGACGACUUUUCUCACAAGUCCUUGCUGUUUAACUGUAGCUAAGGCUGUCUCUAAUCAAUCUCAACUUAGCCAAAGCACGAUAAUCUUACAGCACCAACUCCAAUCGUCUUCUAACCUUGGGUGGACGAACACUAUGGAUGGAGGACGAAAAGCUGCAGGGUCGGCAGGUCGUCAGAAACCGGUCUUUCCAGGCCGGGUACAACUCCUCACUCAAAAGGAAGAUCUCAGAAAACUCCAAAGCGCUCAAAAAAAUAUUUUGUGAUCCUAGUUUGGUCAGAAAAUGGUCUGUGGGCGGCCAUUUUGUAGUCCCUUUACCUGGAUCGGUAGACCAGUGCCGCGUUGAAAAAUGCGGAAAUCACCGAAGAAAAAAAAAGGCGGUAAAUGACUUGGUCUCAACUAUUAGCAAUGUUAUUGUUCACGCUUCGCCUGAGCAAUUUCUACGCAGUAGGGCUUGGUCCAAGUUAUUGCAAACUGCAUGCAUGAUAACAUCACAUAGACAAUACAGUGAAAGUGCAGAUAAAGGUCAAGGGUUUGGCCAAAAUAUAAAAUAAUGGCCUCCCAGUCAUUUUAGUGGUUUAGCAUAAAUAUUUAGAAUAGUUAUUACAAGGAAGAAAUCCUGAAUCCCGUUGUUGAUCCCGAGGAUCCUAGGCGGGAUUUGAACUGACAUAUCCCGAAGCCGGGGGAACGCAAUUACUGAACCUAGUCAAGCCAGACCCCGGGCAUGAUAUCCCGCAAAAUUCUUCACGCAAUCAAUUUACUUAAGUUACAUACAGAUUAAACAAUUUACAUUAAUUGUAAAAUAUUUUUGCAUAGUUUUGUUGUGUACUAUUAUCCUGUACAUAAAUUGUGGAUUUUGUGUAAUUGGUGUCAACGUCAGCUGUACAUAUGUACUUAUAAAAGUGGUACAACGUAAUUUAUUAUGAAUUUAUACAAUUUACAAUUUGUGUACAUGGUUUGUUGUACAUGUAUGUCAUAUACCAAUACGAUCUGAUGAUGUUUCUAACUCUAUUUGGUCUCAAUUUUGUUUUCAACUCUACUGCCAGAAAGCUGACGAAUAUCCAUGACUUUUAAGCCUAAGUUUUUUUUAUGAAUUUUAUAAAAUCAACUUUUAAUAAUUUUAUUUAUUUUUGAAAAAACAACACUCUCCCUUUUCUUACAUUUUUAAGUGCAAUAUAUCUUAUCAAAUAUUUAAAACCAACAAUUUGAAAAUGGCCGGCUAAAGGGCAGGGUGUCAUCUGUUUAGUGCUUUUCUAUAGUUUUGUCUAAAAAACAUCCCCUGACCGGCCCAAAAUUCUUGGAACUAGCUAAAAUUCUAAACUGAUUGUAUUCCUACCUUUAUAUUAAACAAUUGUAUAUGUCAUGUGCGUUGUAUACUCAACUAUAUAUUGUAUAAGGACCGAGCUAAGUUUAUUGUGUACAUGUUGCGUUCACAUGUACACAAUAUAAAGAAUGUUAUACUGGAUGAACUUUGACCGUGUUAGCUAAAUGUGUAAAAAUGCUCGACAUUUUGAUAUUAAAAUUGGAACUUUU